Messenger RNA from Aspergillus eucalypticola CBS 122712, 1612 nucleotides. Its product is annotated as tyrosinase family protein. The coding region runs from base 231 to 1409 and encodes 392 amino acids. Lineage: Eukaryota; Fungi; Ascomycota; Eurotiomycetes; Eurotiales; Aspergillaceae. The record is from RefSeq and is a predicted model, not a curated record. The transcript is spliced from 3 exons. Gene Ontology annotation, molecular function: oxidoreductase activity.
CCCCAAAAAAGGGAUCGCCGCAUUCGGUACUAGGUGGAUGCAUUCUGAUCUGUGGGUCUUUGGUUUUAGACCCAGCUACCGUCUCUUCGUUGCCACAAGGCUGAUAAGAGAACAAUGACUGAGGAAUUGUACUCCGACCGCAAUAUCUGAGCCUAUAUAUUUAAAUUUUGGCCCUACAAGGAGUAUUGUAAUCAAUAUGAAGCAGCUCCAGAUCUCUCUUGCCGGCACUCAUGCACUGCAACUGGCUGAAACUCGUGUAUGUUUUCUACUGGCCUUCGGCUUGGGCUCUUUACAACCAGUCGACUGGUUUUCCCGAACAAGAUAUCGACAAUGGUGUUGCAUUGCAGCAGAUUGCCAUUGAUUCCCUGGGGAACAUGAAGCUUGAGUCUCUGGCAACCAAUGGCUGCCGCUUUGAGGACGCCCAAAUCCGCAAAGAAUGCUUGUCUCUAGCUGCAAGAAAAGAAUUCACCGAUGCUAUCGUCUGCUUGCAGAGUCAUCCUGCAAAUAUUUCGGCAGAAGAAAAGGAGACCUUUCAGGGAGUACAAACUCGGUAUGAUGAGUUCGUAGCUACCCAUAUAAAUCUAACGGAACACAUCCAUGUGACGGCUGAUUUUCUCGCCUGGCAUCGGUUCUUUCUUUAUGCAUUUGAAAAUGCGCUACGAUUUGAGUGCAACUAUACAGGCACUCUUCCCUACUGGGAAUGGGGACUUGAUGCGGAGAACCCCCAGAGCUCUGUCCUCUUCAAUGGUGACCCAUACAGUAUGGGGACUAAUGGGGUAGACUUGAACCGAACAAGCCUCUACUGGGAAUCUAAAAACUUGACCAUUCCAGCCGGGACUGGGGGUGGGUGCGUAUAUGGGGGUCCUUUCUCAAAUUACACAGUGCACAUGGGCCCUAUUGAUGCUCCUGGAGAGCAGCCAGUCCAAUACAACUUGGAGUAUAAUCCGCGCUGCUUAUCGCGAGAUGUGAACCCCACCAUCUCACAAAUCUCAAUCUCCUUCCGCAACACUACGAAACUGAUCCUCUCGUACGAUACGAUUGAUUGGUUCCAAGGCGUCAUGCAAGCAGACCAACGCUUCACUGAUCCCACUGCUCCUUUCACUUACGGGGUUCAUGGUGGAGGACAUCUCACUGUUGGAAGCGUCUUGGCAGACAUUGAUACCAGCCCGGCCGAGCCGAUGUUCUGGCUUCACCAUGCACAGAUCGACCGUGUCUGGACAAUCUGGCAAGGACUAGAUCCGGCGAAGAGAAGAAACGCGAUCUGGGGCACUUCAACCCGAGGCGAUAACCCGCCUUCUGCAAACAUGACGUUAGACGAUGUGCUUGAUUUUGGGUUUAUUUCUCAACCGCUGAAGUUUGCCGAUCUGAUGAACCCUCUGUCUGGACCGUUCUGCUACUACUACGCAUAGCAGAUAAAGUUUUGAAUUUUUGGAUCUUGGAAAUCUCGGUUCCUAACAGUUUCGCCUAUCCGAGAAGAUCAAGUACAAAUAAUGUAAUCAAUUACUAGGUGACAUGUAACGCCGACAGAAGUUAAUUCUAUCAUCUUCGCUUGGCAAGAAAACCGGGAUAAGUCAUUGAUGGAUUAAGCCGAUCGGCCUGAAGUCAACUCAAC